AUGGGGGAGUCUUUAUCCAACCAUCGUCAUUCAAUGGGGAAACAUUACAGAUGUGAAGAAUGUGGCAAAGCCUUUAACCGACACUCAAGCCUUACUCGACAUGAGAGAAUUCAUACUGCAGAGAAGCCUUACAAAUGUACAGAAUGUGGCAAAGCCUUUAACAAGCGUUCAUAUCUUGCUCAGCAUCAGCGAAUUCAUACUGGAGAGAAAACUUAUAAAUGGAAAGAAUGUGGCAAAGCCUUUAACUGCCACUCGAGUCUUACCCAUCAUGAGAGAAUUCAUACUGAGAAGAAACUAUAUAAAUGUAGAGAAUGUGGCAAAGCCUUUAACAGGCGUUCAUAUUUUACUCAGCAUCAGAGAUCUCACACUGGAGAGAAACCUUUGAAAUGUAAAGAAUGUGGCAAAGCCUUUAACUGGCACUCAAACCUUGUCCAGCAUGAGAUAAUUCAUAAAAGGGAGAAACCAUACAAAUGUAAAGAAUGUGGCAAAGCUUUUAAUUGCCACUCAAACCUUAUUCGACAUCAGAGAGUGCAUACAGGAGAGAAACCAUAUAAAUGUCAUGUAUGUGGCAAGGUCUUUAGUCGAAAUUCACACCUUGCAAAUCAUCAGAGAAUGCACACUGGGGAGAAACCAUAUAAAUGUCAUGAGUGUGGUAAGGCCUUUAUCCAACAUUCACUCCUUUGGAGUCAUGAGAAAUUGCAUACUGGUGAGAAACCUUACAAUUGUAAUGAGUGCGGCAAAGCCUUUGCUGAGCGGUCAAGCCUUAACAAACAUAAGAAGAUCCAUACUGGAGAGAAACCUUACAAAUGUGUUGUGUGUGGCAGAGCCUUUACCAUGCGAUCAAAUCUUACUCAACAUGAGACAAUCCAUACUGGAGAGAAACCUUACAAAUGUAAUGAGUGUGGCAGAGCUUUUACCCAAUUUUCACGCCUUACUAGGCAUCAGAAAAUGCAUGCUGGGGAGAAGCCACACAAAUGUAAUGUGUGUGGCAAGGCUUUUAUUGAACUUUCACAACUUUGGGGUCAUGAGAGAAUUCAUACUGGUGAGAAACCACACAGAUGUCACGAGUGUGGCAAGGGAUUUACCCAACGUUCAAGCCUCAUGGCUCACCAGCGGAUUCAUACAGGAGAGAAGUCUUAUAAGUGUAAAGCCUGUGAUAAGGCUUUCAUCCAACGGUCACAACUUUGGGGUCACGAGAGGACUCACACUGGAGAGAAACCUUACAGAUGUAAUGAGUGUGGCAAAGCUUUUACAAUGCGUUCAUAUCUUACUCAACAUAAAACAAUCCACACUGGAGAGAAACCUUACAAAUGUAAUCAGUGUGGCAAAGCUUAUACCCAAUUUGCCAGCCUUACUAGGCAUCAGAAAAUACAUACUGAAAACAAACAUAAACCUAACAUAUGUGGCAAUGCUUUUAUUCAAAGCUCAGGCUUUGGAGAUCUUCAGACAAUUCACAGCAAAAAGAAACCUUAAAAGGUAAUGAUUGGGCUUCCCCGGUGGCGCAGUGGUUGAGAAUCCGCCUGCCAAUGCAGGGGACACGGGUUCGAGCCCUGGUCCGGGAAGAUCCCACGUGCCACGGAGCGGCUGGGCCCGUGAGCCACAACUACUGAGCCUGCGUGUCUGGAGCCUGUGCUCCGCAACAAGAGAGGCCGCGAUAGUGAGAGGCCUGCGCACCGCGAUGAAGAGUGGCCCCCGCUCGCCGCAACUAGAGAAAGCCCUCGCACAGAAACGAAGAGCCAAGACAGCUGUAAAUAAAUAAAUAAAUAAAUAAAUUUAUUAAAAAAAAAAAAAAAAGGUAAUGAUUGACACAUAACUUGUGCAAGUAUCCAAGCCUUACUCAGGCUGAGAGACUCCCUUCAUGGAAAAGGAAGACAUACAGAUGGCCAACAGGUGCGUGAAGAGAGGCACAUCCCUGAGCAUCAGGGAAAUUCAAAUGGAAGCCACAGUGAGCUACCACCUCACACCCCUCAGAAUGGCUGUCAUCAAAAAGACAACAAAUCACACGUGUUGGUGAAGAUGAGGAGAAAAGGGAACCCUUGUGCACUGUUGGUAGGAUUGUGAAUUGGUGCAGCUACUAUGGAAAACUAUAUGGUGGGUCCUCAAAAAAUUAAAAAUAGAACUGCCAUAUGAUCCAGCAAUUGCUCAUCUGGGUAUUUACCUAGGGAAAACAAAAAUACUAAUUCAAAAAAAUAUAUGCACUUCGUUGUUUGUUGUAUCGUUGUUUAUAAUAGCCAAGAUAAGAAAGCCACCUAAAUGUCCACUGAUAGAUGAAUGGAUAAAGAAAAUGUGGUACAUAUAUACACAUACAUACAAACACACACAUAAUGGAAUAUUAGCCAUGAAAAAAUGAAGUCUUACCAUUUGUAACAACAUGGAUAGCUCUGCAGGGUAUUUUGCUAGGUGAAAUGUCAGAGAAUGGCAUAGCACAUGACUUCACUUAUAUGUGGAAUUUAAAAAACAAAAUACAAGGAAAAUAGACUCAUACAUAGAACAAAUAAAUGGUUGCCAGAAGGUGGGAGAGAGGGUUCGAGGUGAGUGUGAAACAGGAGAAGGGCUUUAAGAAGUACAAAUCUGCAGUUACAUAAUAAAGCACGGUGGUGUAAUAUACAGCAUAAGGAAUAUAGUCAGUAAUAAUAACCGUAUGGGGACAGAUGGCUACUAGACUUACCGAAGUGAUUAUUUCAUGAUGUAUGCAAUUGUUAAACCAUUAUGUAGUACACCUGAAACAAAAUAUUGUAUAUCAACUGUGUUUCAGUGAAGGGGAAAAGAAGACUCCAUCAUGGAGAGAUACCGUGUAAAACCGAUGUGUAUGGCAAAGCCUGUAGCCAGGACUCGUACCUCACUUGAUAUCAGAUUAUACAUCUUUGAGAAAAACUACACAAAUGCAUGGAGUGACAGAAUAUAAAUGUAAAACUGUUUUCUAAAUUACUGUGCUUUUGGGGGUUACAGCCCCUUCUCUGGAUUUGUUGAUAGGACUCAGGGCCUCUGGUGAUGAUUAUAGGAAGGGCCUACUCUACCAGCUGAUCAUGAAAGAGAGCAGGACAGGAUAUUGCAAGAAUGAGGUUUUCAUGUGAGUAGAAUGAUGGGUUACUAGAGAUGGCAUACGUGGGAGAAAAAAUGGGGCGGCGGGGAACAAUGGUCUCCCUGUCCUUUGAAAGGGAAUGGCUGCUGUAUAUAUAAAAUAAUAAAAAUUAGUCUUAUUUUUGGAAACUGAAGACUGAAGACACAGUAUGAUAGAGGACAGUAAUCAAAAGAACCAGAGUAGAGUGUGCUUGUGAAGGCUGCAGAUUUGGCCUCUGGAAUUGCAUUUUGACACCAUUUUAUGUAGAAUGUAUAAGUAACAUGUCGGGACUUCCCUGGUGGUCCAGUGGUUAAGACACUGCAGGGGGCAUGGGUUCAAUCCCUGGUCAGGGAACUAAGAUCCCACAUUUCUUGGGGCGUGGCCAAAAAAUAGGAAAACAACAACAAGUAAGUAAAAUGUUAUCUUUUUUAUAACCCUUAAUUAAUCACGUGCCUUCUGUUACCCACGCAUAUCCCAUCGCAUUGGGGCGCUUUAUAAUAAUGAUCACUAAUUACACAUCAUCAUGCUUUCUAAGUUGAAUGACAUCUGUAACAAUUUCUAUGUUAGAGUCAAACAGCAGUUUUUGAAAUACAUGUAUAUUCAUAAUUUGCAUGUGAGCUGUGAACUCCAUAGUGUAACCCAGAUUAUUUCAGUACAAUUUCAGACUCAAACCCCCUGAAACCUGCCUCCCCAUUUGUAAAUAUGCACCGCAUGAUCAGAUUUCUACAUACCUUUUUUUGUGUGUGCCAAAACAAGACCCCUGGGUUGCACCUUUACAUGAGAUGAAGAUACAGUAAGCAUGUAAAAAAUAUUAGGAAAUAAAAUUUCAGAAAUAGGGAUAAAAAUAAUCUCUUUUUUGUGCUUGGAGUUGAUGAAAUAAAAUUUGUAUUUUAAGGCAAGACAAGAUAAAAUUAAGCAUAAAAUUCUCUGUGUGUGUUCGGGCCUCCUCCCUCCCGAAUGUGCAGCGUGCAUCUGCAUUACACAUUACCCACAGCUCCUCAAACGUGGGAGUGCCUGCUCGACCCUGAAGAUCAAUUUAUUUUUUUCUUCUGACACUAGUGAUUUAACUUCUUAAAAGAAUACCGUUCUUUCCCAACUCUGUGGGAGGUCAUGGUGACUUGCUGCUCGCUCUGUAUGUACUAACCUGGAUAUGUAUCCUUGGUGAACUUUAUGAAAAAUUUCAGUAUGUCAUUUUGAUGAACGAUCCUUUUUCUUGAAAUUGAAUACAACUGUGCCUUUGACUUCUAACAGAACAGUUCUCAGAGCUUUAUGAGAGUCUGUUUCCCAAGUUAGAAUCCUCAGUUUGGCUCACAUAAAAUUCCCUUUUUUUCUCCUUGAUUCUUAAUUGAAUUUUUGUUGACAUUUUCUUGUUGUACUCAGUAUGAUACCAGAGACACCUAUCAGAGGACACCUGGAGUCUACCCCAAACCGAUGGGUCCUUUGAGACGCAUCCACUUCUCGGUACUCCUCAGCUGCUUUGGUGAUUUCUCCUGAUAUUCAGACAUCAUUGCUUUAAAUGACAUCCUGAAUUUUAUUUGAGCUGUUUUUUUCUUGGGACUUGGAGUCCUAAGAGGGAGUAUGGUACAUUCCCUAGGCAGGGACCUGGGAGGGAACUUGGGAGUGAAUUGGGUUGGCUGGUCUUUUUUAAAAUUUGGCUUAAAUUUAAAAGAUUAUAUAUAAUCUGAACAAACCAUUUGAUAGUAGAAUGAGAGACUGAGCCUGCUCAGCUCCAAACAAAAGGAACACUUGCUCCUUCCAGCCACAAGGCCUUGUCAGGUGAUUGAGAACCUAGUGGACAUAUCUGAGGAUCAACCCUUUAGAUGUACUGCGGUCCUACAAGGGACCCCACUACAACCAUUCAGUAAAUUCUCGCCGAGGGGCACAGCAGUUUUUGCUGGAGGGAGAAACCGAGACCUGUAAGAGGCUCGAACCGACCCAAGAGUAACUCCUUAGGGAGCUAGACUCAGGAGCAGCACACAUGCGAUCCAUCACAGUGCCCUCAGAAGGUUGUUCAGAUUAUAUCUGAAUUAGGCUCCCAAAUUAAUAAAGAGAAACUGCACUUCAAAGGCUGACCAGCUCCCUAAUAAACAGCCACUCCCUGGAACUCUGGCCAGCUUCGUGUGCAGUUGGAACAAAGCCAAUACUUGCAAGCAUUUAACUUUUAAAUGGCUAGGAUGGCACUCUACUGACAUUCCAAAACUGUAGAGAAAGCUGGUUUAAUCUUUUCAAUUCUGACCUUGAGAGAACAAAAGUAUUCCCAGGAGAAAUCUUAAAAUUUACAGUUCUUACCAUAUCCUUGAAAUGUAGCCCAUGGUGCCUGACCUACAGCCUUGGGUCAAUUAGUAGAAUUUAAAGCUGGAAAAAAACAAACGGUGGGGGAGGGGAAGGACUUUUAAACUCAAGCAGGAAAACAGACCUCUGUGUAGGGGACUUUCCUGGCAGUCCAAUGGUUAAGACCCUGUACUUCCACUGCAGUGGGCCUGGGUUCAAUCCCUGGUCAGGGAACUAAGAUCCCACAUGCUGUGCAGCAUGGCCAAAACAAAAACAAACAAAAAAAAAAGAUCUCUGUGUCUAUCUGGAUGAAUGUAUGUCUAUCUAUACAUAAUAAAUGUGGUAUG
Balaenoptera acutorostrata (minke whale) is the source of this 5679-nucleotide messenger RNA. Its product is annotated as zinc finger protein 665-like. The record is from RefSeq and is a predicted model, not a curated record. The transcript is spliced from 3 exons. NCBI's taxonomy places the organism in Eukaryota, Metazoa, Chordata, Mammalia, Artiodactyla, Balaenopteridae. The coding region runs from base 1 to 1473 and encodes 490 amino acids.